This is a messenger RNA of Panicum virgatum (switchgrass), 1310 nucleotides long. RefSeq names its product probable E3 ubiquitin-protein ligase RNF144A-B. Bases 124 to 1071 code for a protein of 315 amino acids. Gene Ontology annotation, molecular function: ubiquitin protein ligase activity; zinc ion binding; ubiquitin conjugating enzyme binding. The transcript is spliced from 3 exons. The record is from RefSeq and is a predicted model, not a curated record. Gene Ontology annotation, biological process: positive regulation of proteasomal ubiquitin-dependent protein catabolic process; ubiquitin-dependent protein catabolic process; protein polyubiquitination. NCBI's taxonomy places the organism in Eukaryota, Viridiplantae, Streptophyta, Magnoliopsida, Poales, Poaceae. Gene Ontology annotation, cellular component: cytoplasm; ubiquitin ligase complex.
UAUUCUUGCCGUUGUUGACGAACCGGCCCCACAUCAAACUCACACCUGAGCAGAGAGAUCACCCGAACUGCCUGCCGUAGUGCCGCCCACAAGGCUCAAGCGGAGCCCGACCCCUUGCCAGCCAUGGAGGCCGCCGCCGCCGACGGCGACCCGUACGUCCCCAUCUACAUCUCCUCCGACGAGGAGGACGGACAAGCGCACGCCUACUUCGCCCAGUCGUACAGCCCCGAGGAGAUCGAGAUCCAGGAGGCCAUCCUCCUCUCCCUCGACCCUUCCCGGGCCCCGGCCGCCACCGCCACCGCCUCCUCAUCCGCGCCCCCCUCCUCUUCUCGCCCCACCGGCGUCUCCAACCCUCGAGAACCCCCUCCCGACCGGAAGGGGAAGCGCCAGAUUUCUUCGGAAGACGGCCCGAGGGGCCGCAGGAAGAAGCGCUCCAAGCGCAGCCGCUUCAACUGUGCCAUCUGCUUUGAGAUGGUUGAGGUUUCGGAGAAGUUUGUUGUGAGCCACUGCGCCCACGCGUUCUGCAACAGCUGCGUCGGGAGGUACGUCGCCGGGAAGAUCGCCGAGAACGUGGCCGUGGUCGGGUGCCCUGACCCCGGGUGCGAGGAGGGCGUGGUCGAGAUGGAUCUGUGCCGGGAUAUCGUCCCGCCUGAACUGUUUGACCGGUGGAACGUCGCGCUGUGCGAGAACAUGCUGGGGGAUGAUAAGUUGUACUGCCCGUUCAAGGAUUGCUCGGCGUUAUUGAUCAAUGAUGCCACAGUGAAGAUCAGGGAAACAGAAUGCCCACACUGCCACCGACUGUUCUGUGCUCGCUGCCGUGUGCCAUGGCACGAUGGGAUCAAAUGCAAGGCGUUCAGGAACCUUGGGGAUGAUGAGAAGGGGGAGGAUGAUCUGAUGCUUAAGAAGCUCGCUGACAAGAAGAAAUGGCAGAGGUGCCCCAAGUGCAAGAUGUAUGUCUCCAGAAGGUCUGGGUGCUUACUAAUAAAGUGCAGGUGUAAGCAGUACUUCUGUUACCACUGUGCGGCCCCAAUGGACAAGAACAUUCACUUUUGCAAUAAUUGCAAGAGCUAGAGAAAGGUGUACCGUGCAAACUCUGUACAUAGCUUCAGCUUAUAUCUAAGUAGACUGUCAUCUCCUUGGUAGUGGAAGCAACUACCACAUUCCAUCCUUUAUGAUCUUGCUGAACUGCAAGAGUUCAUGUGCUGAAGUGAUCCUUACAAUCCUGCAUCUUGAUAUUGAUUAUUGAUCAAUUCACAGGAAUGCUUUUAUGGUAUAUUCUCAUAUUAUCUAAUUUUUUUACUUAUGCAUUA